This is a messenger RNA of Closterium sp. Naga37s-1, 1902 nucleotides long. Lineage: Eukaryota; Viridiplantae; Streptophyta; Zygnematophyceae; Desmidiales; Closteriaceae. The record is from the annotation of a GenBank genome assembly.
AUGCUUGAACACCUCGUGGUCGACAUCUGGAAGUCGCUCAUUCUCUGGGCAGACGACCUGGCGGGGAAGCAGCAGUGGGUAGCUCGCCCCUUCUUCCUCUCUUGUCCCAUGAUACUCUACAUCCUCCCUCCUCCCCCCCCCAAAACCCCAAACCCCUUUCAUCCUGCGGGCAGACAACAUGGCAGAGAAGCAGCAGUGGGUGGCACUGCUUGCUCACUCUCCUUCUCUGCUCUGCUUCUCACCUACCCCUGGAUGUCGCGUCCCUCCCUCCUUCCCUCCCCACCAGUGCACCAGUCGCUCAUCCUGCGGGCAGACAACAUGGCGGAGAAGCAGCAGUGGGUGGCGCGGCUUUCUCGCCUCCCGAUGCCUUCCCAUCUCUCCUUUCAUUCUCUUCCCUGUCCCCCUCUCUCUCCACCAGUCCACCAGUCGCUCAUCCUGCGGGCAGACAACAUGGCGGAGAAGCAGCAGUGGGUGGCGCGUCUGCGCAGCCACACCAAGGCCUUCAAGGAAGGCCCGCCUCCGCCUCCCCCUCCCCCCCUGUCUUCCCGUCCCCACCCGCCAGUCCACCAGUCGCUCAUACUCCGGGCAGACAACAUGGCGGAGAAGCAGCAGUGGGUGGCGAAGCUUGCUCACUUCCCCCUCCCCUGUCACCUACCCCUGCAUGUUGCCCCCCCCUCUCCAUCGCUCAUCCUGCGGGCAGACAACAUGGCGGAGAAGCAGCAGUGGGUGGCGCGCCUGCGCAGCCACACCAAGGCCUUCAAGGACGCGCCACCCCCGCCCCCCCCUUCCUCUUCUACCGGGGGCGACACCGACCAGACAGGGGACGACAGCAGCAGCAGGGAUGGUGGUGACUCUGCUGGUAGUGGCGCUGGUGGGGGGGGGAGCAUUGUGCCUGGGGCGCUGGGGCAGGGAGGGGGAGGGGUGGCGGGGGCGGGGCGGGUGGCGAAUCUGGAGGAGGAGCUGCGGUACCAGGUGACGGAGGUGCGGCGAUAUGUGCAAGCGGUUCUUGUUCACCUUGCCGACAACAUUCCCAAGGCGAUAGUGCUAGCUCAGGUGGAGCGGGCGCGGGAUUCAAUGCUAACGAAGCUGUACCAGACAGUGAGCGGCAUGUCAGACGACCGGCUGCAUUCAAUGCUGCAGGAGGACGCGGAGAGCGCUGGCAAGCGCGACAAGUUCAAGCGCAUGCGUGAUGCCAUGCUGCAACUCAAGCGGGCUCUCAGUCUGCACGAGGCACGGGCAUCUGCUGAGGAUGAAGGGCAAGGCACCAAGGAGACAGUGGACGCGUGGAGAACAGCGUUCAACAAGGCCGCCCCUGCUGCUCCCACAAUCUCAGAAGAGCCCUCAACAGAUUCCAGCCCCCUUCCCUCCCCCUCUUCUCGAAAAACGCCCCCACCACCACCCUCCUCCUCUUCCUCAUCAUCAUCCUCCUCCUCAUCCAAACCUUCCAAAUCCUCAGCUUCGGCAGCCGUAGCAGCCGCUGCAGCAGCAGCGGCCGGUGCUGCUGCUGCAUCUCCCACCCCUCCCACCUCAUCCGCAGCAGCAGGAGCAGCAGCAGCAGCAGCAGCAGCAGCAGGGGCUCCUUAUGGUAUCUCACAUGCCUCUUCCUUCCAGCCCUCCCGCUCCUCCUCCGCCAAUCAACAGCCGCCAGCUAUCACCCGCGGCAUGACCAUGGGCUCAGUGCCCAACCCGCUAGGCGCGGGGGUUCCCGGAGCUAUGGUCCCAGGUCCGGUGAUGGCUCGGGGGCCACCAAUGGUCCCGUCUGCAAGCACUGCCAGGAGUGCAAGUCCGCUGCGGCAGACUCUGGCAGGGGGGAUGGAUGCAGGAGGGGGGAUGGGGAACCCCUUGCGCGCCACGUCUAGGAGAGCCCCCCCUGGCCCACCCACUGGUUUCAGCUUCAAGUAA